This is a messenger RNA of Closterium sp. Naga37s-1, 960 nucleotides long. The record is from the annotation of a GenBank genome assembly. NCBI's taxonomy places the organism in Eukaryota, Viridiplantae, Streptophyta, Zygnematophyceae, Desmidiales, Closteriaceae.
AUGUCCUGCAUCUCCCAGUACCGUCCCAUACUACCAUCACCACCCCUCUGCCUUCUCCCUCCCCUUCCUCUGGCCUUUCCCCCCUCCUCCCCUUCCCUCCCCAGGUUCGCCUACACCUUCCAUCAAGAGCCCGGUGUUCAUCUCCCGGGCCUCUCCAUACCGCCAAGCCAAGCACACCGCCACCACCCCUCUGCCCUCCGCCUCUGCGAGCAAUCCCUUUUCUUACUCCCUCUCACCCUUUCGUUUCCCCCUCCUCUCAGGUUCGCCUACACAUUUCAGAGCCUCGUUUUCAUCUCCCGUGCUUCUCAGUACCGCCACGGCUUGCAGCAACACCCCUCUGCUCUGCGCCUCUGCGAGCGAUCCCUCUUCUGCGAUCGCCUUGUGUUUGCGCCAGCAGCAGUGGUAGGAGGGCUGUUCACGCCGUUAGAGGAGGCACUCUAUGACUCGUGGGUCGAUGCCGUGCUGCCCAUGCUGCCAGCUGUGGUACCCGAUGCAUUCAUAUACUUGAGAGCCGAACCCUCUGUCUGCCUGCAACGCCUGCAGAAACGAUCUCGCUCAGAAGAGACUUCUGUUGACUUGCCGUACCUGCAACGCUUGCACGAGCUGUACGACCGCUGGUUCCUGGAAGGUUCUCACAGGGUAGAUCCUGAACACACGGCAGCCCCUUCCUUCAGUGCCACUUUGGACGGAGCCUUGACUCACAGUGCACUCGAUGGUGUGCCGUUGCUGGUGGUGAAUUGUAACCAGCACAGGCAGCAGCGCAGUGGUGGUGAUUUUGUGGGGCCAGACAGUGGCACUGGUGAAGGAGAGGAAAGGUUGGAGAAAGGGGCUGUCAUGGGUUCAGAGGUAGCAGAGGUGUUGCCAGGAGCAAAGGUUGGGUUUGGAGGGAGUGAUUUGAACACAUUGCUGGAUGAAAUUUUGCCGUUUUUGCAACGAUUGUGUGCACGAACGCAUGUCUGA